AUGGCGGCACAGCAAGCAGCGGUGGCAGCCAGAGAGGCAGCCGCGGGGGAGAGGGAGGAAGGGGUGACGCAGAAGGAGGAGCGAGUGAGGGCGAGGGAGGAGAGGGUGAAGGAGAGGGAGGAAGGGGUGACGCAGAGGGAGGAGCGAGUGAGGGCGAGGGAGGAGAGGGUGAAGGAGAGGGAGGAGAAAGUGAGGGUGCGGGAGGAGAAGGUGAGGGCGCAAGAGGUGGAGUGGCAGAAGCAGAGAGGCACGGCUGCUGUGGCUGCCACGAUUUCUGGUGGCGGAAAAGUGGCUUCACAGGCGAAGAUGGCUGAUCUGUGCCGCAGGGAGCAGCAGCUACACGCAAACCAGGUGAGGCAUGUGCAGCUACACGCAAACCAGGUGAGGCAUGCGCAGCUACACGCAAACCAGGUGAGGCAUGUGCAGCUACAGGCAAACCAGGUGAGGCAUGUGCAGCUACAGGCAAACCAGGUGAGGGAUGUGCAGCUACAGGCAAACCAGGUGAGGGAUGUGCAGCUACAGGCAAACCAGGUGAGGGAUGUGCAGCUACAGGCAAACCAGGUGAGGGAUGUGCAGCUACAGGCAAACCAGGUGAGGCAUGUGCAGCUACAGGCAAACCAGGUGAGGCAUGUGCAGCUACAGGCAAACCAGGUGAGGGAUGUGCAGCUACAGGCAAACCAGGUGAGGGAUGUGCAGCUACAGGCAAACCAGGUGAGGGAUGUGCAGCUACAGGCAAACCAGGCAGCGGUGCGCGCGCAGCAGAGGCAGGUGUUUGAGGUGGAGCGGAGAGCUGGCGGGGCGGGAGAGGGCUCUGCAGCAGGCCUGGGCUCAGCACCGCCUGCACCUGCAGACCAUUGGGUGGACUGCGGCACAAGGGGGCGGGCGCAGGGGCAGGGGCAGGGGCAGGGGCAGGGGCAGGGGCAGCAGGGCAGGGGCAGGCAGGGGCAGGGGCAGGCAGGGGCAGGGGCAGGGGCAGGGGCAGGGGCAGGGGCAGGGGCAGGGGCAGGGGGAAGUGCAGGGGCAGGGGCAGGGGCAGGGGCAGGGGUAGUGCCAGGGGCAAGGGCAGGGGCAGGGGCAGGGGCAGGGGCAGGGGCAGGGGGGACAGGGAUUGCAACAAGAGAAGGAACAAGGGGGCGAAGGGAGCAGCAGGUGGGAAAAAAAGGGACAGAAAUGGAGGGGGAAGAUGAUGCAGGUGGUGCUGCGGAGGAAAGAGACGAGGAGCAGCAAAAGGUUGAGGAGGUUGGCAUGGAGUCAGACGCAGGAGGAGGGAGGGAUGCAGUGAGGGAUGGCAAUGAGGGUGUGGGAGGCCCCAGGGGGGCCGCAGAGGCAGAGAAAGAAAUAGAGGAAGAGAUGAGGUUAGGAGGUCAGGAUAGGGCUGUGACGGGGGGUGGAGGAGCGGUGCAAGAGAAGGGGUCUAAAGAGGGGGCGAUGGAGGGAGAGGGGAGGGACGGAAACGAGGCACGGGUUUUUGUGAACGUGAGAGAGGAGGCUGAGGGAGGAGGCGAGGGGGAGCAGCAGGGAGAGGAAGAGGUGUUGCGAGAGGGGAACAGGGGGAGAGGGGGGGUUGGGUCAUGGGGACAAGGGGGAGCAGAGGUUUGGGGAACUGGACAAGGAUUGGACAGGGAAGGAAGGGAAGGGGGAGAAUGGGGAUUGGGAAAGGGAGUAUCGAACAGAGUGAAAGAGGAGAGAUGGGCGGAGGGAGAGAAGGCCGAGUUGAGAGAAAGAUUUGAGGAGGGAUGGGGUGGGGGAGGGGAAGGUGCAUGGGGAAGCGAACAAGAGGAGGAAUUAGGAGGUGAGAGAAAAAGAUGGAGAGCGGAAGGAGGAGGAGGAUGGGGAGUGGAUGGGGAGGGGGAUGACAGGAGGAGCGAGCGAGAGUGGAUGGGGGCGAGGAGGUGGGGAGAAUCAGUGGGGCAGGGAAGGGAGCGAGGAGGGAUGGGCAAGGGGGUAUGCUCUGCCACUUCUCUCUCCUCUCUUCUGCACUCCCCACUUCUUCUUUUCCCCUUCUGCCUCUCCUCGUGUGCACUUGCACCUGUCGUCUUCCUAGAUAGCCAAUCGCAGCCAGCAGCAUCAACUCACCUGCUCAACCCAACAACACCAUCUCCUCUCUGUGUUCCUCGAAACAGCACCCCACGGCACAGCAGCGGAAGCGCUGGAGUCAGACGCACCGGGGCUGCUGGCAGGUGCUGCAGCAGAGGGGCUGCUGCGCGGCAUCCAGCUCUUCGACCUCGCCUUCAUGCGCUCAGCAGAACAGCAGGACCACCAGAAGCAGCAGCAGCAGAAGCAGCAGCAACCGGCAGCAGUGAGGAGGCAGCCAGCACACGGCCCCCCACGCUGGGUCUCCUCCCCUCUCAGAGGGGCGAGCUGGGGGACGGGGUCGGUGGGACUGAUGUCAGCUGUGGCAACGGGAUGGCGGGAGCAGAGGGGGGAGAUGGGGUGGAUGGGGUGGAUAGGGUGGAUGGCGAGGGGCAGGCAAGGUGUAAGAUGGAGUGGGAUGAGGAGGGGUGGGUGCUGGGCCUGGCGUUUGGACAGAGCUUGAGUGCACGCACUCUGGUGAUGCUGUGGCAAUGCCUCAAGCAGAAGCAGCAGCAGCAGGAGGAGGAUCAGGAGCAGGAGAAGCAGCAUCAGCGCCAGGUGGCAGUGCCCUCUGACUUCUCCGACCCUGCAGAGGAUUCUGUCCCGGCUCUACUCGCACACGUGGGAGCGCCUGCCAGGCAGGUGGCGAGGGUAGGGGGCGGAGCAGGAGCAUGGAAUCGGCCAGCGUACUGCGUGGAGAAACCUCGUCGCUCUCAUCACCCAUGUGCGUGUGUGCUACUGCUUGCUCAGGUGUGUGCUGCUGCCUGCCUGCUGUUUGAGUCGACUCAAAAAGGAAGGGCGAAGGGUGGAGCCGCAGGGUGGAAUCGCCCGGCGUACUGCGUGGAGAACCUCGUUGCCCUCAUCACGCCGGUGUGUGUGUGCUACUGCCUUGCGCACGCGGUGCAGCAGGCGGGGUGGCAGGUGUCGUGGGGCUGGUGUGGGGCCAUCCGCUGCUUCCUCUUUGUCUUCCCAGACCACAACAGCCUAUCCAACCUCUCGCCUGCCUUACAACCUGAUUCAUCCGACUCAGAAAUCAUCUGCCUUCGCAACCUCCUCUCCUCCCUGGACCCCAAUUCCUGGCCCCACUGCCCCCCCUAUACCCCCAACCACACGGCUGCCCGGAAGGAUCAUAUUGGAGGGAACCAGAGUAUGGCAGAACAACCCACUUCAACCAGCCCUCCCAAGCCUGACCAUCCUCCCUCCCUGCACAUCUCCCCUGGACCUGUUGCCCGGCAGGAUGAUAUUGGAGGCGCCAGAGUACGUACGGCCGGCAAGGCCAUCUACUUCUUUGAGCUGGAGGGGUGGAUCAUAUUGGAGGCGCCAGAGUACGGCAAGGCGACCUACUUCUUUGAGCUGGAAGCGGGGGUGGCGGUGCGCUGGCAGCUGCAGCGCCUGCUCGCUGUCUUUGGCGCCGCCUCUGUGUCGCGCAUCGACGUCCAUCACCAACCUGCCUCUUGA
Messenger RNA from Closterium sp. NIES-65, 3531 nucleotides. Lineage: Eukaryota; Viridiplantae; Streptophyta; Zygnematophyceae; Desmidiales; Closteriaceae. The record is from the annotation of a GenBank genome assembly.